UCAGUCAACAACAGCUACACUUCUAGUAUAAACUACCAUCACAACUGCUUACUGAAUUGAGAAUGACUGGUUUUACCAGCAAGAGCUUGGUCCUGGCUUCUUUGAUGGGGUUGUUGUUGCUGUACUUGUGUGGUAUUUCUGAAGCACAAAGCAACCAAGACUGCUGUCUCUCAUACACUAAAGUAACACUGCCUCGACGGGCUAUAAGAGGUUACUCAGAACAGCUGUCAAAUGAAGUAUGCGAUAUCAAUGCAAUCAUUUUUCACACACGGAGUGGGAAGAAGGCUUGUGCAGAUCCACAUGCGCACUGGGUGAAGAGGCAUCUUUUUUGGCUGAGCAAAAAGCUUGAAAAGAUGUCAAGAUAAUAUGGUUUCUGAAAUGGAACUCAUGCUGAGGUGGCUGCAGAACCUAAACUAGGUUGGAAUUGCUGUCUUGUACACUGUUGUGUGCUUACUGACCCCUACUCUUGGCUUCUUUGGAACCGUUGAACUCCUGAAGUUGAUUCAUAUUGCAUCACACAUUUACUUGAAUUAUGCAUUUUGUUAAAGUAGCUGUUUUCUUUGCUAAUGUUUACUGCUGGAUAAGUAAGUGGAGGAGGAGGAGGACAUAUAAGCUAUUAUACUAUACAAAGUAUGUGCUGCAUGGCAGGGGUGUCAAACUCACCCCAGACCCCAGGCUGGAUCUGGUCUGCGAAGGCUCUCCCUGGGUUGGAUCUGUGCAGUCAGCAGUGACUGGUGGGUCAUGGUGUGGGGUGAAUGGUGAGGAUCCAAGGGCGAGUGACAGCAUGGGCCAGGCAGCAGAGGUCUGGGAGUGGGUAGCAGCAGAGGUGGGGAAAUUGGGUGGCAGCAUGGGUGGGGGGAAACGAGAGGCAAUUUGGGCAGCAGUGGGGCAAAUGAGGGCAGUAUCUACACAGUCCUCACUUGCCCUUCUGCCAUUGAUACCAAUGUCCAUCAGGGUCCAGGGACCCUGAAUUCUUCAGCAGUCAUGCUUCACUGGCCAUGUCUCCAGAUUUCUGGUGGUUUGCUGGACUACCAGUGGGUCAGAUGGAACAGUUCCAUGGGCCAGAUAUAGCCUGGAGGCCAUAUGUUUGACACCCCUGCUCUAUGGGAUUCACUGCAUAGCAAGUUUGUUUUAUUUAGCAUAUGUAGAACAGACUAUUUUUGUCUGCUUUAUUAUAUUUUUAGUAUUUUUGUGUCAAAAAUGUUCCAAUUGCAUUCUAAUGGAUACAAUUAUUUUUUACUAUUGUAAAAAAUCAAUGCAUUUGAGAGAGAGUGUAAACUGUGGAGAUACUUUAAAAACAUAUUAAAUGACCCCAAAUGAGAUGUCUGAAU
Messenger RNA from Alligator sinensis (Chinese alligator), 1331 nucleotides. RefSeq names its product C-C motif chemokine 20-like. Gene Ontology annotation, biological process: cellular response to type II interferon; immune response; chemokine-mediated signaling pathway. Lineage: Eukaryota; Metazoa; Chordata; Crocodylia; Alligatoridae. The coding region runs from base 63 to 365 and encodes 100 amino acids. Gene Ontology annotation, molecular function: CCR chemokine receptor binding; chemokine activity. The transcript has 4 exons. The record is from RefSeq and is a predicted model, not a curated record. Gene Ontology annotation, cellular component: extracellular region.